Messenger RNA from Camelina sativa (false flax), 930 nucleotides. RefSeq lists its product as uncharacterized. Gene Ontology annotation, molecular function: RNA-DNA hybrid ribonuclease activity; nucleic acid binding. The record is from RefSeq and is a predicted model, not a curated record. Lineage: Eukaryota; Viridiplantae; Streptophyta; Magnoliopsida; Brassicales; Brassicaceae.
AUGUUGUCUGGAGCGUUAGCGAUUUCUGAAAGGUUGGCUUCGCGUGGUUGUGGUGGGGAUGUAUCCUGUAUGAGAUGUGGCUCCAAUGCCGAAACUAUUUGUCAUAUGCUGUUUGUAUGCCCUGUAGCGAGACAGGCUUUUGCAUUGGCUAAUAUCCCUAGCCCAGUUGGAGACUUUUCUAUUACUGAGGUGGAUAAGAAUUGGGAACAUCUGCUAACGGUAAUGCAAGAUGACGAGGUACCAUGUAUGGUAAGAGCUGCUAUUCCAUGGGUGUUAUGGGGGAUUUGGAAGCACCGGAAUACAGUUGUGUUUCAGGGCAAGAAUGGAAAUAUCCGAGAUUUAAUUACCAAAGCAUUCGAGGAUUCGAACCAAUGGCAGGCAGCUCAGUCUUUGCCUGCAGAGGCUAAACUACACUAUCCGGCCAAGCAAGGAGCUUUGGAAAGAAAAUGGUGUAAACCUGUAACGGGUUUUGUGAAAUGCAAUAUAGGUUCUUCAUGGUAUAGUAAGUCUCGGUUGUCGGGUGGCGCGUGGAUUGUACGAGACGAAUAUGGUCAGGUUCUUUAUCAUGCGAGAGAUGCAUUACCGGCCUCCGACUCACAAUUUCUAGCUGCUCUACAAUGUUGUUCAUGGUCGAUUGAAGCUUUAUGUAUUCUUCAGGUUGCUAAGGUGGAAAUUGCCUUGGAUAAUGCGAUGGUCAUUGACGCGAUCAAUAGUCCUACAGCGUGGCCACGUUUCAGUCUUCUCUUGAGCAAUAUACACGAGAACCUCUCAAAAUUCGGGUCUUGGAGAGCUACACAAGUUGCGAGCACUGCAAACUCUGUUGCGAUGGCUAUAUCAAAGAGUGUUACAAGAGAUGGCAGGUUACAGUCUUAUCUCUCACUUGGAGGGCCUUCUUGGCUCCAUCAUCAAGUGAGAAGUGAGGCGUCUUAA